AUGGCGCCCGCACCAUUUGCAGCUGGUCUUGCAAAACCAGAUCUCUCUUCAAAUGAUUCCAAGGUGCUCCAGGCACUGUUCGACGCCGAGUCGUCUCCUUCGCCAGCUUCAGCGACGGUGCAAACGGACGAGUCGCUUCCUCCACUUCCACACAUCUCUGCCUCGGAGCUUCCUGAUCUACAGAAGCGCGAGGCUCAUGCGAUCGGGAGCUUGCAAAACCCAGACAUCUCCCCAUCCUUGGAGGAAAUCAACACUGCUAUCUCACAGCUAUCCGUUAUCAUUACACACCACCCUAAAUAUGCCUCCGCAUACCUUAACCGUGCCCAGGCGCAUCGGCUACUCAUCGACAUCCGAAACAAAGAAACAUCCUCAUCAUCAUCUGCCCCAUCAACUCCCACGCCAGCGACCCAACUUUUCUCCGACCUCGCCGAUACAAUCACGCUAUUGACCCCAAAUUUGCCUACAUCUCCCACUUCCCCACUACAGGCACGUCUCCUCGCAAGCGCACAUACACAUCGGGCCUACAUCCUCUACAAAGCUGCUCGAACCGAGACCUCAGCUGAAGAUCGCAAAGACCUCCUUCCACAGACACUACAAGAUGCAAGCAACGAACGCCUUGAAGAAAUGGCAAGCUUCGAUUUCCAAGCUGGUGGAAGAUAUGGAAAUCCCGUCGCGAAGCAGAUGGCUGUACAUACAAAUCCGUAUGCAAAGAUGUGUGGAGCUAUUGUCAAGGACGCCAUGCAGGCCGAGAUCAAGCAGUGGGCAGAUUCAAGGUAG
This is a messenger RNA of Ophidiomyces ophidiicola, 777 nucleotides long. RefSeq lists its product as uncharacterized. The record is from RefSeq and is a predicted model, not a curated record. Gene Ontology annotation, biological process: cilium assembly. Lineage: Eukaryota; Fungi; Ascomycota; Eurotiomycetes; Onygenales; Onygenaceae. The transcript has a single exon. Bases 1 to 777 code for a protein of 258 amino acids.